AUGUAAUAUUUUGUAUCUUUAGCAACCCCACAAAUAUUAAGAUGUAAAUCUUUUUAUCCGUUAGGCCUUUGUGUGCACUGAGUGUGAGAAACAUGCAAUGUUUUUAAUUUUCACAUCUGUCUGGCAUUUAUUUCAUGCAUCAGGAGAUAUGUAUGACACCAGUGGCAGCUGAAGCACUUGAAAAGGACAGCCGCCAGCAGGCAAAAAGUGCAACAUGGCAUCAGGAACGCCGGCUUCGUGUCACCUCCUCCAACUUUGGUGUGGUCCUGAAUAGGAAGGAGUGGACAGUAAAGGGCCUGCAAAACCUCACAGCUGCCAGAGACCUUUCUAGAGUUGCUGCAGUCAAUUACGGCAUCAAGAUGGAACCGCUAGCUGCUCAACGCUACGAGGAUGCUCUACGCCGUCUGGGCCACGCUCCUACAGUUAGUACCUGUGGAUUGCUGGUUAACCCAGCCUUUCCUUGGUUGGGUGCGUCGCCCGACAGGAUUGUGUACGACCCCACAGAACAAUCCUAUGGUGUAGUAGAGAUCAAGUGUCCCUACUCUCUACGUGACCACAAGGCGUCUGCCCUUCUAAACACUGAUUUCUGUUGCAUAAUCAGGGAUGGUGUACCAGAGCUUAAGAGGGACCACCAGUAUUAUCAUCAACUGCUUGGGCAGAUGGGUGUAUCACAGUUGCGCUGGGGUGACUUUGUGGUAUAUGGAGGAGAUUUUCUUUUGAUCGAACGAAUAAGAUUUAAUGAGAAUGAAUGGAAAAGUGCCAGAGAGGUGCUCGACAACUUUUACAUGGACACACUGCUGCCAUAUCUGUCAAGCACUGUAAUCUGAUACAGUAAACAACGCAAGAAUGGCAUGUCAAAAAGACAAGUAGGGCUGCAAACAUUUUAUUGCACAGAAGAUGGCAGCAUCACGAGGUAGUGAGGAUUGACAACAUAUGACUAGAAAAUAAGGCGUCUUUAAGGAACACUGUGGACAGAUCAGUUUGUAUCUUCUUUCAGAAGUGAUGGCUGGAAGUUUGUCAGGAAGGCACACACGGCCCACAUCUGAUUCGCUAAGGGUACAAGGGAGAUUGGAAUCGAGCGGUCAAAAAUGUGAUAUCCCUUGAUUUUCUCGAUCUUCCUUUCCACAUGUAUCCUGAUUGCUGCGAUUUCCUGAGUCUCCUCCACUUCUGUGGGAGUAAAUUGCCCAUGCAUGAGGAAGGGUGGAAUGUUCAGCAUUACUUUCUUGCUUUGCAGCAGGUCUUUUAUUUUAAAUCCCUUGUCAGCCAUGACUGAGUCACCUGUGUCAAACUUCAGGUCUAAAAAUCCACUCUUCUCCACACACUCUCUGUCAGACGUACACCCAGUAAAUAGUUCCGAAACAAAAGUAAGUACUCCAUGAGGGGAGAUGCCUACGAGGGCUUUGAACGUAUGGGUAGACUUGUAUGAGGAAUAGACUUGUGAUUGCGUCACAAAAGAUGUUGGCACAUCACAUCUAAUCUCAGUGGCAUCCAAGAUGACACGUGUUGAUGGAUAUUUCUCCUUGAAAGCAGAUGGCAUGGCAGCAUCAAUAGCUUGUCGUGAUAUCCAUGUUGUCGUUUCUGUUACUUGCAAAUAGAUAUAGUCGAGCACUGCAGAAAAAAUUCUUGACACCGUGCUGAUAGA
This is a messenger RNA of Dermacentor silvarum, 1642 nucleotides long. RefSeq lists its product as uncharacterized. NCBI's taxonomy places the organism in Eukaryota, Metazoa, Arthropoda, Arachnida, Ixodida, Ixodidae. The record is from RefSeq and is a predicted model, not a curated record. Bases 135 to 827 code for a protein of 230 amino acids. The transcript has 2 exons.